Salmo salar (Atlantic salmon) is the source of this 1996-nucleotide messenger RNA. The record is from RefSeq and is a predicted model, not a curated record. Lineage: Eukaryota; Metazoa; Chordata; Actinopteri; Salmoniformes; Salmonidae.
ACCACCAACACAGUCACCGUGGGUGGCCGCCUGGCCGGCCAGUGUUUUGAGUUGGUGACUAGGCUAUGUGUGCGUCCCAUCUCCUUUCUACUGAAGUCUGCACUCGUUCACAACUUCCCACAAAUCUAAAAGCACUGGAUUGGUGGAGGAUGGGAUAGAGGGAGAGUUUCUGUAAGUAUUCAUUAAAGGACUGUAUGGGUAUAGGCUAAAUAUAACCAACAGUAUAUUUCUUAGUAAUAUCCUUUCAAAUCAGUGAAAGGAAGUGAACAAGUGCACACUUUGGGAGAAAGGAGAGAUAAACAGGGCCGCUUUGUUGGUGAGGGUGGCGGGGACGUGCCCAAUGCAUGCCCGGUCUAGCUGGCUUGUUGUAGCAACCACGGUUGCCACGGGGAAGGGGCUGAAUGAAACAUCCCUGCUGUGAUGGGAGGAUGGAGACCCAUAACAUAAUCAUCAUCACACAGAAUAGGCGACGAGGAAUGGAGACAUUCAAUGUACUUGGGAAUGAAAUCUCUCCGGGAGACGCACUACCGGGGCCGUCACACAACGAGCCCGUUUGGAGCUUGUCACCUCCACCGGGCACCGGACCCUCACCUGUAUCCGAGCUCUCCUUCAGCCUAAAGAGCCUCCGAUGCCAUGACGGCGCCGACACGCCGCGCAGAAAGCUGCGACUGACGCCGGAGCUAGUGACUCCCAGUCCCCCUGGGCCCACGCCGGGUUCGACGUGCGGCAGAGGGCUUGUCCCCCGAGGAGAGGAGACGCCGACAGGUAACAUCCUGACAGACUCCGGGAACAGAAGGGGAGAGAGGUUUCUCUCCCCUGCAUGUUCUGCUCCUAAAAUGAAGCGUCUGCGUGUGAAGCUGUCGACCCGGUUCUGCAGCGUUGCAGUUCAGAGGUCAGACCCAGGGGUCCGGGGUCUCAGAUGUCAAGGUCAAAGUUCCCCGCCAGGAGGCGGAGCCUUGCGUGUCCGUCAGGGUGACGUGGAGCUGCCAGAUGUUGAGGCAUUGCUCUCUGUACGGCAGGUCAAGUCCAGGAGGCUGCCUUUCCCUCCCAGUAGCCUCCUGGGUUCUACCAUGGAGGACCACACCCUGACAGGAGAUUACAGCAAGCCAUUACUGUUACCAGUAGAGAGAGUGGAACUCCAGGGUCUUCACUGCAUCUCAGCCCAAACAGUGGCGUCUCUGCUAAGAGGACAGUACAGCGGAACAGUGGGAGACUUCCUCAUCAUAGACUGUCGCUACCCUUAUGAGUACCACGGUGGACACAUCAAGGGGGCAGACAACCUCCACACCGAGGCUCAGAUCCAAGGGGUUUUACUCCAGCUCCCUGCCCUCUACCAGCUCUCCUCCUGGGGCAGAGCUCCCACCAGCCCCCCUGGACAGGCUCCAGAUCCAGGCGUCAGUGGUAUUUCCAUUGGUGGAGUGUUACAGAGGUCCAGCUCACAGUCACAUUCACCCGGAAGUGGUACCACUCCACCAGGACAGGGGUCACCCAUGGAGGGGUCGUCGCCACGGAAACUGAUUGUGUUCCACUGCGAGUUCUCGUCAGAGAGGGGCCCACGGCUAUGUCAUUACCUGAGAGAGCUGGACAGAGUGCUCCAUGCCUCCCUCUACCCUCUGCUCUUCUACCCUGAGCUCUACCUGCUGGAGGGGGGCUACAGACACUUCUACUCCUGCUACCCGGAGCUGUGUGAGCCGCGUGGCUAUGUUCCCAUGCUCCACGGGGAGUACAGAGAGCAGCUGGGACGAUUCAGACGGAAGACCAAGUCACGACUCCACAAGAGACUGCCGCUCUACAAGACUCACUGAUUGGACACUUGCUUGCAUACCAAGCUUCUACGGUUCCCUUUACCCAAUGGUGACUGACACCCUUACAGUCUGCUGUCAGAUUGGAUAGAUUGGCAUCAGGGGGUCGUCUAACAAUAACCACCUGAUGCAGAUCUCUUUUGAAAUGAGUUAUCAAUAAAGUUGUUUCAAUACAAAAAGAAUGUGUCAUUGUC